This is a messenger RNA of Cyanistes caeruleus (blue tit), 1260 nucleotides long. Lineage: Eukaryota; Metazoa; Chordata; Aves; Passeriformes; Paridae. The record is from RefSeq and is a predicted model, not a curated record.
CCAGGCACUGUGGACCCUGGGUGAGGGUCAGCCCCAGUCCGGGUCACAGGGUCGAGGUGCAGCUGGACACCGUUUUCACCAGAGAUGCUGCGGUGUCCUGGGAGGCCCGAGGCACUUGGCAGAGUGGGACGCCUGUGCCCUGGGGUUUGGUGCAGGCAGUGGGGAGCUGCAGCUGGGACAGCUGGCAGGGCUGGAGCAGGCUCAGGCAUCCUGGGGCAGGGGGCCCAGCUGUGGGCAGGCCACACAGGGGUCUCACCUGCCUGAGUGGGCUGUGCUGGUUGCAGGGGCCCUCAUGGGAGCUGGGGAUGUGAUUGCGCAGCAGCUGGUGGAGCAGCGGGGGCUGCAUGGGCACCAGUGCCCCCGCACCCUGAGAAUGAUGGCCAUUGGCUUCUGCUUUGUGGGCCCUGUUGUGGGCAGCUGGUACAGGAUCCUGGAUUGGCUCAUCCCAGGGAACACAAAAGUUGUGGCUGUGAAGAAGGUGAUCCUAGACCAGGGGGCUUUCGCGCCGUGCUUCCUCGGCUGCUUCCUGGCUGCCACAGGGGCCGUGAACGGGCUGUCGGUGCAGGAUAACUGGUCCAAGAUCCAGCAGGACUACGUGGAUGCCCUGAUGACCAAUUACUGUAUCUGGCCACCCGUCCAAGUUGCAAACUUCUACUUUGUGCCUCUGCAGCACAGGCUGGCUGUUGUCCAAUGUGUUGCCAUCGUCUGGAACUGCUACCUGUCCUGGAAAACGAAUCGGAUGUGAGGCAGAAGCCGUGUCCCAUCCCUGUCCCCAGCCUGUGCCCUGCCUGACCCCACCGCAGCUCAGAGCCCUUGGAGUGGGCGCGUGUGGCCGUGGCAGGUGGGACACGCGGGGUCCUGGCAGCAGCCAUCCUGCUCUUCUCAGGGGAGCACCAUCCCCUGUGGCCUCAGCCCCCACUGCCCCAGGGAGAAGAUGGUGCCAGGACAGGCCUGGAUCUGCUCUUGCCGUGCUGUGCAGCAGCUCUGCCCACAAUGUGCUUCUCCACCUGUGCUCAGCCAUUUCUGAGCCCUUGCCUGCACACAGGGUGCUCCUGCCCCGAGCGUCACUCUGACCUUCCCAUGGCACAUCCUGAGGGAAGAGAGGAGGGGAAGUGGAGAAGAGGAGCAGAAAUGGCCCUGAGCUGGCUGUGCCAUGGGCACAGAACUGGGGUCACUGCAGGCUGGGGAUGCUCCCCCUGAAAACGGGGUUUGCUGUGGCUCUGCUGUGGACAGUCAAUAAACGGUGGUCUUCGCUUCUGA